This is a messenger RNA of Pomacea canaliculata, 1491 nucleotides long. RefSeq lists its product as uncharacterized. NCBI's taxonomy places the organism in Eukaryota, Metazoa, Mollusca, Gastropoda, Architaenioglossa, Ampullariidae. The record is from RefSeq and is a predicted model, not a curated record. Bases 236 to 985 code for a protein of 249 amino acids. The transcript has 3 exons.
CGUCAAGGUCGUUAAAAACAGCGGCCGCAGUCCAAAAGAGCAGCCCAAAGAAGAGAACACUAAGAAGGCUUCGAGAGGAGACAAGUCGGAGAGGGCUGCUGCUAUCGUGGCGACGGCUCGCUUCAGCCCCAGAAAACUUAGUUCUCUUCAGGGGAGUUCACCCCGAACUUCCUUCAGUACAACUCCGAGAACCAAGCUGGUGGCCACGUUCUCCGGCCGAACAAACACUGACACCAUGAGGACAGAUCUGAGGGGCAUUGUCUCGCUCAGGUCAGGGGACAUCAUUGUUAUGGACUUGCAUUUUCGUAAUAAAAGGCUGAAGAAGUUCAGUCCUCGAGGAAAGCUGAUAUCUGUGGUGGACACGGGUGAGUGUCCGUAUGGAAUGGCACUUAUACCAGAUAUGGACCUGGUGGUGACGCACCCUCGAUCGCGCGAGUUUGUGUUCGUGGCGGCCGGAGGAACGUUGCAGGUGUCCGGACGAAUCAAGACACACAAAAGUUAUUACAGCCUUGCGUCCUCUGCGGCCAGCGGUCUACUUGCUGCAGUGGCAGCCAGUCCUCCUGAACCGACCUCCAUAGACAUGAUUUCCUUCGAGGGAGAGGUACUCAAGACGAUUUCCCUGGAUCGAGUUCGCUUUCCCCUCCAACCAAAAGACAUCUUCUUGCCCCCAUCAGGAGACGUUCUCUUGCUGUUCGGCGCCAAAGAAGCUCUAGUAUGCCUGACAGAAGAUGGUUCCGUCAGGUACAGUACCCAGCAGCACGACAUGAAACGUCCCGUGUCACUGGUCGGCGACCUGUCAGGAAAUGCGUACGUUGCCGACACUGAAGCCAGUAAAAUUCACGCCAUAACUGCCGACGGCAAAUAUCGCGGAGAACUGCUGUCUCGGAAAGAUGGGGUGCGAGAGCCACUGGCUUUGGGUGUGAAUGACCAAGGUCAAAUUCUGGUAACGCAGACAAAUGGCGACGUCAAAGUGUACAACCUUUAGAUGUCAAACCUUGUAGACGAUAGUUGCCAGCAGUGACUAAUCACAUUUGCUCCAUUGCUUGCAAGAUAUUAAGGAUGAGGUAAACCAAAGUAACAAGAGCUUCACAGAUACAGAUCAAUUUUAUGGAAGGAUGAUGAUUGAUGAUGAUUAUUAUUAUUAUUUUCAUUGUGAUCUUAGCUUUAGAUUGUCUGCAUUCCCAGUUCAUAACAUUAUUUUUUUGAGGCAUAAAGAAUGAAAAACCACACACACUCUGUUUUCAUAGGCAAUCAUCUUCAGAAUAACAGCGUGAUAUGGACAACAGAUGCAUUAAGCUGUGACCAAACUGUACAGAUAAUAAUACAACCUUUAUUUUGAUAGUAAAUAAUAAUAAUAACAACAACAACAAUGCAAAAUUUGUAAAGCGCAUACUCACACUCCUAAGGAGUAUGCUCUUAGCGCUUAAGAACAAGAACGAAACAUGGAGAGCAUAAGAGACAGGAAAAGAAAUCACAUGAACUAUAAAAGAA